Molecule: messenger RNA, 6850 nt
Organism: Sus scrofa (pig)
Lineage: Eukaryota; Metazoa; Chordata; Mammalia; Artiodactyla; Suidae
Gene: AHDC1
Product: AT-hook DNA binding motif containing 1
Source: RefSeq, a predicted model, not a curated record
CACGCAUUCCGCCGGGCCCGGGGCGCGGGAAGGGGCGGCCGGCCGGGCCCCCGCCCGGCCCGACGUGGCUGCCUGGCCGGGUUGGAAGGGGGGGCGGCGAGGGCGGGCCGCGCGGCCGGCCGGCAUGUGGCUCUCCUUCGGGGAGCCUUGGCAGCCCGGGCUGCGCGCUGCGCCGGGAUGAUGGAGAGCUUCUGGAAUUUCCUGCAGCUGGAGAGCGCGGCCGGCCGGGGGAGCGGGCUGAGCGCGCGGCUCGGGAAGGGGCGCCUUGCAGCCCGACCCUAGGGGGCGCCCCCGCCGUGGGGGUGGUGGGAGAGAUCUCUCGACCCUCCCCGAGACUGCGCCCGCUGGGGACGGCACACCCCUCCCCCGCCGCGUUUUUCGGGUCUGGCGGGGGUCCAGUCCCGCCCCUCCCGGCCGGGGCGGCGGAGAGGGGCCAGGUGCAGGCAGCGCCCCUCCCCCAGCCGCCUGGUUUCCCUCUCGGCCCGUCACCUCCUCCAGGAGUCAGAAGCUCCGCGGCCUCAUCUGGGAGGGGGGCGGGGGUGGCUGGGAUCAGGGGGCUGCGCAGGCCUGCCAGGUAGCCCGAGAGGCGGCGGCGGGAAAACUUAGAGGCGGACCGUUCAGGCCCGAGAACCGCGGGGCCUGCGGACCAGAGCCUCUUGCUCCAGCAAGAGGCGCCUAAGGGCAUCUAGGAGGGAGGUGAGGCAGUUAUCUCCCCACAACCUCCGACCCCCGCCCCCAUCCCCCGCAGCUGCCGUCGGGUGGGGGUCGGAUGUGCCCGCAAAAUCCUGGACAGUUUUCUCGACGGCGGUGGCGGCGGCAGCUUUCCUUGGGGGCGGCUCUGCACCUUGCAGGUUCCGACGUCCAGAAAAGGGCUCCCAGGAGGGAGGGGCUUCCUUUUACAGGAGCCCUGAGAUCCAGGGGAGUAGAUGGGAGCUUGCCUGCCUGUCUACCCAUCGGCCUGGACCCCAGAGCCCGCCCAGCUGAGUGCUUGCAGAGGGCCCCGGGUUCGGGGCAACUCUCAGGCCACCGAAGAGACCACCCUGGAAUCAUUGGCGAAGACAGACCUUUCCUGCUGAGCCGGGCUUGUCUACACAGCCUGCUCAGGCGCUGUCCACGCCCCGAGGCCUGGGCUCAGGCCGAAGUUGCUCCACAGCACCCCCAGCUGACAGCCAGCGACUGGCAGAGCCCCCAGGCACGGGGGCCCUCUCUCUUCCAGAGAUUGCCAGUGUGACAGCCCAGGCGGCAGAGCCGAGGGUCCUGGUCCCGGCUUCUCGCACCCUCAUGUCAGCCCCGGCCCCGCCCGGCGGCCCGCGGAGGACAAGGUCAGGAUGCGUGUGAAGCCCCAGGGCCUGGUGGUGACUUCCAGUGCCGUGUGCAGCUCUCCUGACUACCUCCGGGAGCCCAAGUACUACCCCAGCGGCCCCCACCCCCGGCCCUUGCUUCCCGCCCGGCCCCCUGCCAGCCCACCCGACAAGGCCUUCGCCCACACCUUCUCUGAGAACCCGCGCCCACCCCCACGCCGGGACCCCAGCACCCGGCGCCCACCAGUCCUUGCCAAGGGGGACGACCCGCUGCCCCCAAGGGCAGCCCGUCCUGUCUCACAGGCCCGCUGCCCCACACCCGUGGGAGACGGCAGCAGCUCCCGACGUCGCUGGGACAACGGGCGGGUGAACCUGCGUCCAGUGGUCCAGCUGAUUGACAUCAUGAAGGACCUGACCCGGCUCUCCCAGGACCUGCAGCACAGCGGCGUGCACCUGGACUGCGGCGGGCUCCGGCUCAGCCGCCCGCCCGCCCCACCCCCCGGCGACCUCCAGUACAGCUUCUUCUCUUCACCCAGCCUGGCCAACAGCAUCCGCAGCCCAGAGGAGCGGGCCCCCCCGCACGCCAAGUCUGAGCGGCCCAGCCACCCCCUCUACGAACCCGAGCCUGAGCCCAGGGUCAGUCCCCCGCCCGGCCAAGGCCAUAGUCCUGGGGCCACGGCCGCGGCCACCGGUCUGCCACCGGAGCCUGAACCGGACGGCCCUGAUUACUCGGAACUCGCCGACGCCGACAUCCUUAGUGAGCUGGCCUCCCUUACUUGCCCUGAGGCCCAGCUGCUGGAGGCCCAGGCCCUGGAGCCACCAUCGCCUGAGCCAGAGCCUCAGCUCUUGGACCCCCAGCCCCGCUUCUUGGACCCGCAGGCUCUAGAGCCGCUCGGGGAAGCCUUGGAGCUGCCGCCCCUGCAACCUCUUGCCGAUCCUCUGGCGUUGCCGAGCCUGACGCUACAGGCCCUGGAUACCCUGCCUGACUCCCUGGAGUCACAGCUGCUUGACCCUCAGGCACUUGACCCCCUGCCCAAGUUGCUAGACGUCCCUGGCCGCCGUCUGGAGUCGCAGCAGCCCUUGGGGCCCUGCCCGCUGGCUGAGCCCUUGCGCUUGGACUUGUGCUCACCCCAUGGCCCUCCUGGGCCUGAGGGUCACCCCAAAUACGCCUUGCGGCGCACUGAUAGGCCAAAGAUCCUGUGUCGCCGACGGAAAGCUGGACGGGGACGCAAGGCAGACACUGGACCCGAGGGCCGCCUGCUGCCCCUGCCCAUGCCCACAGGGCUGGCAGCCGCCCUGGCGGAGCCCCCGCCCCCACCGCCCCCACCGCCUUCUGCUCUGCCAGGCCCAGGCCCAGUCCCAGUCCCAGUCCCAGAGCUGGAGCCUGAAUCCGCCCAGACCCCCGUGGCCCCUUCCCGCAAAGGCAAGUGCCGGGGCGUGCGACGCAUGGUGGUUAAGAUGGCCAAGAUCCCUGUGUCCCUGGGGCGGCGGAACAAGACCACGUACAAGGUGUCGUCCUUGAGCAGCAGCCUGAGUGUGGAGGGCAAGGAGCUGGGCCUGCGGGUGUCGGCAGAGCCCACCCCGCUGCUGAAGAUGAAGAACAAUGGGCGCAACGUGGUGGUGGUCUUCCCCCCCGGCGAGAUGCCCAUCAUUCUCAAGCGGAAGCGCGGCCGCCCCCCUAAGAACCUGCUGCUGGGGCCAGGCAAGCCCAAGGAGCCAGUGGUGGUGGCAGCCGAGGCAGCCACGGUGGCAGCGGCCACCAUGGCCAUGCCGGAGGUGAAGAAACGGCGGCGGCGGAAGCAGAAGCUGGCAUCUCCCCAGCCGUCCUACGCUGCAGACGCCAAUGACAGCAAGGCCGAGUACUCAGACGUCCUCGCCAAGCUGGCCUUCCUCAACCGCCAGAGCCAGUGCGCCGGGCGGUGCUCACCACCCCGCUGCUGGACACCCAGUGAGCCAGAGUCCGUGCACCAGGCACCUGACACCCAGAGCAUCUCCCACUUCCUGCAUCGCGUGCAGGGCUUCCGACGGCGAGGUGGCAAAGCAGGCGGGUUUGGUGGCCGGGGUGGGGGCCAUGCGGCCAAGGCAGCCCGAUGCUCCUUCAGUGACUUCUUUGAGGGCAUUGGCAAGAAAAAGAAGGUGGUGGCAGUGGCAGUUCCUGGGGUCGGGGGCCCUGGCCUCACGGAGUUGGGGCACCCACGCAAACGGGGCCGGGGGGAGGUAGAUGCCGUGACUGGGAAGCCCAAACGCAAGAGGCGGUCCCGGAAGAAUGGGACUCUGUUCCCAGAGCAGGUGCCCAGUGGCCCGGGCUUUGGGGAGGCGGGGACUGAGUGGGCUGGGGACAAGGGUGGUGGCUGGGCCCCUCACCACGGGCACCCAGGCGGGCAAGCUGGCCGAAACUGUGGGUUCCAGGGGACCGAAGCCCGGGCCUUUGCCUCCACUGGGCUAGAGAGUGGGGCUUCAGGCCGAGGCAGCUACUAUAGCACGGCUGCACCUGCGGGCCAGACUGAGCUCAGCCAGGAGCGCCAAAACCUCUUCACCGGCUAUUUUCGCUCCCUGCUCGAUUCGGAUGACUCCUCCGACCUCUUGGACUUUGCUCUCUCGGCCUCUCGGCCCGAAUCCCGGAAGGCAUCCGGCACCUACGCAGGGCCCCCCACCAGCGCCCUGCCUGCCCAGCGCAGCCUGGCCACCUUCCCCAGCCGGGGAGCCAAGGCCAGCCCGGUGGCAGUGGGCAGCAGUGGGGCUGGGGCGGACCCUUCCUUCCAACCUGUGCUGCCCGCGCGCCAGACGUUCCCACCAGGCCGGGCAGCGAGCUACGGGCUAACCCCAGCCACUUCAGACUGCCGGGCAGCCGAGACCUUCCCAAAGCUGGCUCCUCCGCCUUCGGCCGUGGCCCGCUCACCGACCACCCACCCGCCCACCAACACCUACCCCCCGCAGUAUGGCGGCUAUGGGGCCGGACAAAGUGUAUUCGCCCCUGCCAAGCCCUUCACGGGCCAGGACUGCGCUAAUAGCAAGGACUGCAGCUUUGCCUACGGCAGCGGCAACAGCCUGCCUGCCUCACCCAGCAGCGCCCACAGCGCUGGCUACGCCCCACCACCUACUGGUGGCCCCUGCCUGCCACCAAGCAAGGCCUCCUUCUUCAACAGCUCUGACGGGGCCCCCUUCUCUGGUUCAGCCCCUACUCCCCUGCGCUGUGACAGCCGGGCCAGCACUGUCUCGCCCGGCGGCUACAUGGUGCCCAAGGGCACCACGGCCUCUGCCACCUCCGCCGCCUCUGCCGCCUCCUCCUCCUCCUCUUCCUUCCAGCCUUCGCCUGAGAACUGUCGGCAGUUUGCGGGGGCUUCUCAGUGGCCUUUCCGGCAGGGCUAUGGAGGCCUGGACUGGGCCUCAGAGGCCUUCAGUCAGCUCUACAAUCCCGGCUUCGACUGCCACGUCAGCGAGCCCAACGUGAUCUUGGACAUCUCCAACUACACACCCCAGAAGGUGAAGCAGCAGACGGCGGUGUCGGAGACCUUCUCCGAGUCGUCCUCCGACAGCACCCAGUUCAAUCAGCCGGUCGGCGGCGGUUUCCGGCGUGCCAACAGCGAGGCCUCGAGCAGCGAGGGCCAGUCGAGCCUGUCCAGCCUGGAGAAGCUGAUGAUGGACUGGAACGAGGCCUCGUCCGCCCCCGGUUACAACUGGAACCAGAGCGUCCUCUUCCAGAGCAGCUCUAAGCCGGGCCGUGGACGGCGGAAGAAGGUGGACCUCUUUGAGGCCUCCCAUCUGGGCUUUCCGUCAUCGGCCUCGGCCACUGCCUCGGGCUACCCGUCCAAACGGAGCACCGGGCCCCGGCAGCCUCGGGGCGGACGGGGUGGUGGGGCCUGCUCUGCCAAGAAGGAGCGGGGCGGUGCGGCGGCCAAGGCCAAGUUCAUCCCCAAGCCACAGCCGGUCAACCCGCUGUUCCAGGACAGCCCAGACCUCGGCCUGGACUACUACAGCGGCGACAGCAGCAUGUCACCACUGCCCUCGCAGUCGAGGGCCUUCAGUGUGGGCGAACGAGACCCCUGUGACUUCAUGGGACCCUACUCCAUGAACCCAUCCACGCCAUCUGACGGCACCUUCGGCCAAGGCUUCCACUGCGACUCGCCCAGCCUGGGUGCCCCUGAGCUGGAUGGCAAGCAUUUCCCGCCACUGGCCCACCCGCCCACGGUGUUCGAUGCUGGCCUGCAGAAGGCGUAUUCGCCCACCUGCUCACCCACCCUGGGCUUCAAGGAAGAGCUGCGGCCGCCGCCCACAAAGCUGGCUGCUUGUGAGCCCCUCAAGCAUGGGCUCCAGGGGGCCAGCCUGGGCCACGCGGCUGCAGCCCAGGCCCACCUGAGCUGCCGGGACCUGCCGCUGGGCCAGCCCCACUACGACUCCCCCAGCUGCAAGGGUACGGCAUAUUGGUACCCACCAGGCUCAGCUGCCCGCAGCCCCCCCUAUGAAGGCAAGGUGGGUUCGGGGCUGCUGGCUGACUUCCUGGGCAGGACGGAGGCUGCGUGCCUCAGCGCCCCACACCUGGCUAGCCCACCGGCCACACCUAAGGCCGACAAGGAGCCACUGGAGAUGGCCCGGCCCCCCGGCCCGCCCCGUGGCCCCGCUGCAGCCGCUGCUGGCUAUGGCUGCCCACUCCUUAGUGACUUGACCCUGUCCCCCGUGCCGAGGGACUCGCUGCUGCCCCUGCAGGAUACCGCCUACAGGUAUCCAGGCUUUAUGCCGCAGGCGCAUCCCGGCCUGGGUGGGGGCCCCAAGAGCGGCUUCCUGGGGCCCAUGGCGGAACCUCACCCUGAGGACACAUUCACCGUCACCUCCCUGUAGUGCCAACUGAAGUGCCGACUGGACCUCGAGGUUUUGUUCCUGGCUUUCAGAAAACCAACGCCAAGACCCCUCCCAGCGUCCACAUCGUCCUCUGGCAGGAGCGCCUGCCCCUCUGCCUCCUGACCCACCCCCUGCACCCCCUGCAGCCCCAUCUCCCCCCCCACCCCUCCCUGCCCAUCUCCUCCACGCAGAAGCCGAAGGUGAGCCCUUUCUGCACAAAACCAGCAAUUGUAAAUACUUUUUAAAAAUGUACAAAACUUAAAAACAAAACACAGUUUUAGAAAAAGACAAAAAAAAAAGAGAGAGAGAGAGAGAGAGCGCGAGCGAGCGUGUGCAAGAGGUUGCGAGCGGGGCCUCGAGGUGUCCAGAGCCCCUGCAAGUAUGCACUGAGAAAUUUAUCUACAGGUCGUUUGACAAAAAUGAACAAUAUCCUAUUUAUUGUAUAUACUGUUUUAUUAUAAAUCGUGGAUUGUAUAUUGCAUUCUGUAAACCUGCUGUGGUCCCGUGGUGUGCAAAUUCGCAUGGUUGGGGGGAGGGAGAAGAACCUCUUGCGGGAGCUUUUUUUUUUUCUUUCUUUCUUAUUUUUCACUCUUUUGGGUUUUCUCUUCUGUUGUUGUUGUUGUUUUCUGUUGGCAGGACACACCCAAAGAUCCAAGUUUGUAUUAAAAAGAAAUGAAAAAAAAGCAAAAAAAAAACAAAAACAAAAACAAAAA